This is a messenger RNA of Penicillium malachiteum, 567 nucleotides long. Its product is annotated as Rer1 family protein. Bases 1 to 567 code for a protein of 188 amino acids. NCBI's taxonomy places the organism in Eukaryota, Fungi, Ascomycota, Eurotiomycetes, Eurotiales, Aspergillaceae. The record is from RefSeq and is a predicted model, not a curated record. Gene Ontology annotation, cellular component: Golgi membrane. Gene Ontology annotation, biological process: retrograde vesicle-mediated transport, Golgi to endoplasmic reticulum; protein retention in ER lumen. The transcript is spliced from 3 exons.
AUGGAUGUCCCCGAGCCAGACCAGUCGCCUUUCACGGCCGUCACUGCACACACCUCUAAACUGACCAGGCAAUACCAAUCUUACCUGGAUGCCUCGACUCCUUAUACUACUUACCGUUGGGUAGGAAGUGGUGUUCUCCUGCUUAUGUUCUUCUUGAGAAUCGUUCUCGCGCAAGGAUGGUACAUCGUCGCCUACACAUUGGGAAUCUACCUCCUGAAUCUCUUCCUCGCCUUCCUUACCCCGAAAUUCGAUCCCUCCCUCACACAAGACGAAGGACUUGAAGACGGCGACGCAGGUCCCUCUCUCCCUAGCAAGCAAGACGAGGAAUUCCGUCCCUUCAUCCGCCGUCUCCCCGAAUUCAAGUUCUGGCACUCCGCCACCCGCGCCGUCGCCAUCGGCUUCGUGUGUAGCUGGUUCUCCAUGUUCGAUAUUCCCGUUUUCUGGCCCGUUCUCGUCGUUUACUGGAUUAUUCUCUUCGUUCUUACUAUGCGCCGACAAAUCCAGCACAUGAUCAAGUACCGUUAUGUGCCGUUUUCCUUCGGUAAGACGCGGUAUGGCCGUUCAUGA